Ectocarpus sp. CCAP 1310/34 is the source of this 3187-nucleotide messenger RNA. The record is from the annotation of a GenBank genome assembly. Lineage: Eukaryota; Phaeophyceae; Ectocarpales; Ectocarpaceae.
UCACGCGGCUCCCGGCUCACAGAUCACACGGCUCCCGGGCUCCCGUCCAAUCCACAAAAGGUCGCGCUAAGGGCUUAGACGCACGGAUGGCUCGAGCCACGACGACUAAUGGGCGAUGGUCCGGAUGGGUCAGCCUGCUCGUGGCUUCCGCGGCCGUGAUUACCAGCGUGCGCUUGGGCGGUACGCAUCUGCUUCUGAAGGAAAAGAAGAGCAAGACGACCCCCAGCAUCCUCAUGAUCUUCGCCAAAGAGGCUUUCGACUGGUCCAGCAGCACCACGCCGGCGCCUCUGAGUGCCACGGCUGUCGCAGUGAAGGCCAUUCUCGGCGGGAAGAGCAACGGCACCCUGGCGCUGGGGCUGGAGAACGCAGUGCUCUCCACAGCGGGGCCCGACGGCAUUACCAGGGCGGUUGACGUCAAGGUCGGCCCCGUCCGAGACUUCGUUUCCGCUCGCGUUCUGCGCGAGGUCAAGCACGCGUGCUCUCCUCUGGAAGGUGACGGCAGCAGCAGCAGCAGCAGCAGCAGCCCCUGUGAUCCCAAUGAGGUCGACCCUGAGUUCGGGACGACGCCGCUCCACCUCGCCGAGCUCUGGGGCAGCAGCGAGCUCGUGGAGUACCUGCUGUCAAUCGGAGCCAGCCCCGACGCGUUCGACACCGUCGGCCGCCAGCCGCGGAACAUGACGUUCAAGGCCUUCAGCGCCAACAGCAAGAAGGCCGCGGACGCCCGCCUCCCCUCCUUGCCGGACUCAGCAUCCGCAGCAGCUGGCGAUCAUGGGAUGCCGCAAGACGACGAGAUGAGGUGCGAGAUCCCCGAGGUGACCAUCCCACUUUUCCCCACAGCAGAUGGUGAUGAUGCGGCGGAACCCAACGACCACGACCAGUGGCAAUCCUCCGCGCUGGCGGCCCUUGCCGAGGUGCGACGGCUAGUCAGUGAGGGCGAGCCCGUCAUGGUUCGCAACGUGGUUCCCUGGCUUCAGCAGCAGGAAAAGAAGCAGCUUCGAUUCCCCGACGCCGCCUCGUUCACCGAGGCGUGGGGACACCGGCCGGUGGACGUCGGCAGCGUCCCGUACGCUAAGAACUUCGAGCUCUUCAACGAGCGCACGACGCUCUCGGACUACAUGCAGUCAACAACCACAACCGCCGCCGCCGCCGCUGCUGCCGACAGCAGUGGGCGGGAGAACGGCCAAGAGGCGACGAGCCCCGCCCCCAACUACGUGUUCCAGGUGGACACCGAGGCCUGCGCGGAAGGCCGCGACCUCCUGGGCAGGAUCGUCGACGCCGCCCUGCCGUCCUCCGGCGACAGGCCGAUCGUGUGCCCGCCCCCCGGCGGCGUCCGGGGCCUGGAGAGCGUCCACUACUACCUCGGCGGGCGCCACAGCGGCGCGCCCUUCCACAUCCACUCAGACGCGCUCAACCUGGCCGUGUCCGGCAGGAAGAGGUGGUGGGUGGUGACGCCUCGGGAGGCGGUGUGGAGCCGGCGGCACAUCCGGGACUACGCCGAGGAGGGCAAGGGCGGGCCGCCGGCCAGCGGCGAGGACCGGCCGAUGGAGUGCGUGCAGCGCGGCGGCGACCUGGUGUACGUGCCCGGGGACUGGGGCCACGCCGCCAUGAACCUGGAGGACGGCACGUUCGGGUACACCCUGGAACUGGUCAACCGCAGAGACACUCUCGCGUCCGUCCUUGGAAUGGGCUGCGAGCAGUAGCCUGCGUGGCGGAAUAGCAACGUCUUUCGCCCUUCGAGCAAGUAGUUCGUUUCCACCUUACUCAGCUAAAAGUGUUCGUCUGCCUCGUGUACAAGCAAGAGCGUCUGUGGUAGCUGACACUAGAUAGAGCCGUCCAGGGCAGCAUCAGCAGCAGUAGGUGGCAGAGAUGGCUUGACAGUGUAUAGUCUUACAGAGUGUACUCGUAUGUGUAAUUUUGGGAAAACCUCGUCUGUAUUUUUGCAAUGCUGUUGUCCGCUUCGCAGGAGGCCAUGGACCUUCACACCGAGGAAUCAACCAGCUAGCCCCCAUUGGUGUGUAUAAGUGUCGUGUUGCGGUUGCGUUUGAAAACGGUGUCGUGAAGGCGUCCGAACUGUUGGUUAGAGCGAAUACCGCGUAUCUAGCGUUGUCCAAGUGUUGGGUGUGAGAUACUGCCCUGGAUCAUGCUUAAAUGCCCUGUACAGUACCUGGUACAUGUCACCGUUCUACAUCAGGGAGUCGUUGUUGGGUUAUGGUGCGGGUUUGUCGUAGUAGCCGUCUUGCUCUUUGUGCCUUCGGGUAUGCUUGCCGUAGGGGAUGAUGGGGGGGAUGGUCCCAGUAGAGAAGCCCGUAGACCACCCGAGAAUGAGACCGGCACGUUCGUUACGAACGACGGUCGGUGCGUCUUACGGAGCUCGAGGAAUCUGGUGAAGCAUUCUUCGGUAACAUGCAGAGAGCGUUCGUCCCCUCCCGUUUUUUUUUUGUUUUGAGAGAAGUAGGAGAGGGGCGCGUUUUUUGGCGUUGACACUGCAGCGAUCUACCUGCCAGUUUUUGCGUUUCGUUUGUUGUGUUCGGGCUCUGGCUUAACUAGCGCACAUUUUUGUGUUCCUCCUCGGCCAGACUGCAUUUUGGGCUUUUUAUAGGACGGGAGUAACGGUGCUAGUGAUAUGUUUUGCUUCACGGACACGAAAGGGGAGUGUAGCUGGCAGUAUAUGGUUCGAUCGCGCGUUGCAAUGCUGGUCUCGACCCCGCGUGUCCAAAUGUGGUAGACAUAUAAGACGGUGGACACCGUCUUGCAAGUGGUUAAGGUGGUGUGGACUUCGGGUAAUGCGGUAGAAUUUUGUAUGGAGAAUAGCACUGCAAGCAGGUACUUCAUUGAGGAGAGCCUUGGCAAGCGCCCAGAUUCUUCCACUUCUUUGCACAAGUUCGCUUGAAGUCUAUGCAGCAGUUGUGCAACGCCAGAAGUCUUUCAACGGUUCGGUAUGUCGUUGUGAUCGUUGAUUCGUUUCGUCUUGGUUUACAUUGCUGGUAGUGGUCAAUGAGGUUUACAACCUGCAUAGUUAUGUGCGCUUCAGAUUCCGGCUCCCCCCUAAGAAUGGCGAAGGACCAAUAACACAUUUCCGAAUUUGUGGAACUUUUGGUAACGUGACGGACGUGGAGCAACCGCUAAAACCUCGCUCAGAAGACUGGAAGAGGCAAGAUAAGUGAGGGUGGUGUGAAGAUGGCCCCUG